Molecule: messenger RNA, 858 nt
Organism: Trypanosoma theileri
Lineage: Eukaryota; Euglenozoa; Kinetoplastea; Trypanosomatida; Trypanosomatidae
Product: hexose transporter
Exons: 1
Coding region: 1-858 (285 amino acids)
Biological process (GO): monosaccharide transmembrane transport
Cellular component (GO): membrane
Molecular function (GO): hexose transmembrane transporter activity
Source: RefSeq, a predicted model, not a curated record
AUGUACGUUGACCAGAACGCACACCCGAAGCACUCCAAGGUGGAUGGUGUGCUGUUCCAGGUGUUCACUGCAUUCGGUAUAAUGCCUGUUGCUUUGAUGGGGUUGGCCCUCGGACAAAGCGUCAAUUUUGAGAAGAAUGCGAACAUGAAUGGUCGUAUGCAGGGCUUCUGCGCCUUUUCGACAGCUCUGUCAGUGCUCAUGAUUGUGCUUGGCAUCUUCUUGGGCGAGAGCAAGGCCAAGUUCGCUGGUGGCAGGGACGAUGUGGGUGAUUCCGGUGCGCUUGAUAUCAACGAGUACAGCUACAUGCAGAUGAUCGGGCCCCUGGUGAUGGGGAGUGUGACUGCUGGGACGUUGCAGUUGACUGGUAUCAAUGCUGUGAUGAAUUAUGCGCCGACAAUCAUGAGCAACUUGGGGAUGGAACCUCUUGUGGGUAACUUUGUGGUGAUGAUGUGGAACUUCGUGACGGCUCUGGUCUCGAUCCCGCUUGCCUCGUACUUCACGAUGCGUCAGCUGUUUAUCUCCUCUUCGCUCACGGCAUCCCUUUCAUGUUUGUUUCUGUGCGGUGUCCCUGUGUAUCCUGGUGUUGCAUCUACAAGUGCGAAGAACGGUGUUGCGAUCACUGGGAUUGCUGUGUUCAUUGCUGCGUUUGAGUUUGGCAUUGGCCCGUGCUUCUUCGUACUGGCUCAGGAUCUGUUCCCGCGCUCGUUCCGUCCGAAGGGUUCCUCCUUUGUAAUGGUGGUGCAGUUAGUUUUCUGGGAGCUUGUGGAAAGAAUAUGUGCCUGGUUUUGGUCCAUAACAGUUUGGGCUUUUGGGGAGUUGUGUACUCUUCUUCUUUUCUUGGGUUUUGUUGUAGUCUAA